CGCUGUAGACGUUGGAACGAAGUUUUGUCGGUUUGUCGUUGUCGAUCCACUCGGUGCAAUCCACUCCAGCACUCUCCGCGUCCCAGACAGACGAGACACAAAACGAAUUCUGCGUACCCGGGGCAUCGCAUCGAAUCGAAGCAAAGCAAAACAAAACAGCCAUCGGCAUCGCCUUUCAAACAAACAAACAAACAUACACACCGCCUUCCACCAACCAUGGCCCGCCGGACCCAAGCGAACCGGGGCGGAAACGACGGCGAACAGAGCGCGGCCGACCCCGAUCGGGGCAACGGCCUGGCCGCCCACGUACGGGAACGACACCGGGCCGUUGCGGAACGAGAGGCGGAGCGUCUGGCCCGGCCGGAACGGCCGAGCCGCCGCGUCCUGGCGCACGCCAACCGCAAGCUGUCCGCCGUCAGCAGCACCCCCUCCGGCGUCUUUGGGAGCCUGAGCAGGCCCCGGCCGAGCGACGAAGACAACGAAGAAGACGAAGAACAGUGGUGCGGCCCCUUUUCCGUCGCCCGGCAAAUGAUUGCGAGGCGGGAGGCCGCCAAGCGAAAGCGGGAGGAGGAACUCGACGGCCAAGCGGAAGACCAAGCCCGCCACCCGCUCGAUGCCCUCAUGGCAGAGGCGGAGGACAAGCAGAGGCGGAGGAUGCACCCGUCGAUGCAGUGGAAGACCAAGCUUCUCCCCGACGCGGGGGCGGCCACCACGUCGGAAUACGAAAAGCGCAAGCGGCGGGUAGAGCUGUCCCGGUCCGGGAGGAGCCGCGUCCCUUCUUUGUUCGAGAUCGCGGUGGGUUUUAUCGCCGACCACUUCGAGCACGUCGAGUCGCUGGGGGUCGUCGAGAACGAGAUCCGGGUCGCCCUUUCCAGGGAGCUGGUGGGGAGGGGAAGGCUCGACGCCCGGGCCUUCGAGGCCCUCGUCGAGCCCGUUACGAUGGAGACCCUCGAGGUGGUGGACUGCGCCGGGAUCCCGCAGGAGUCCAUGGCCUCGGCACUGGCGAGCAUCGGGGGACUGCGCUACCUGCUGCUCACGCACGCCGGGAGGUGCUUCGGGAAGAAGGCCGUCGAGGCCCUGCUGGAAAAGAACAAGGGUGCCGAGCUCUGCUGCCUCUCCCUGGCCGGUGCCUAUCUCCUGCGAGACGACGACGCGGCGAGGCUGCUAAGGGCCCACGCAGGCACCCUGCAAUCGAUCGCCUUUCGGUCGUGCCCGCUGCUCGGGGGAGGCGUCCUGGGGGCGAUCCGCACCGCCCCGGGCCUCGGCGAGAACCUGCGGGAGCUCUCCCUGCGGGACCUGUCCCUUUCGGGAGACCAGCUAAGUGCGCUGGCGGAGCGGGGGGGAUGCCUGCAGAACCUCGAGAACCUGGUGCUCUGGUCCGUUUCCGGCCUGACCGACGGGGUGCUUUCGGGGAUCCUGGAGGCGGCGAAGGGGUCCCUCCGGAGCCUGGACAUUGGCUACAACCACGAACUCGGGGACGCCACCCUGUCGGCCAUCCGCAGGCACAACAGCCCCAACCUGAGGACCCUGGUGCUGGACGGAAUCAAGGGAGUGACGGGGGCCGGGCUGGAGGCCCUCUUUACCCACCCGCUAGAGGGACUCCCGGCUCCUCCCAGGCUAAGGGUGCUGGGGCUCUCGUCGAUCGACCACGAGGCCGUGACCGACGAACUCCUGAGGCUCGCCACCGCUGGCUAUUCUUCGGCCCCUUGGAACCGGGGCGAACAAGACGACGACGACGACAAAGGGCCGUGCCUUCCCCCGGGAUGCGGCACCUACCGCGGCGAAAGCUUCGCGAGACGAACCGGGGCCGGCCUCGUCAGGCUCGACGUCCAGGGAAGCACGCUGGUCACGGACGAACUCCUGGAGCACGUCGUGGAAACCUCCGCGAACACGCUGGAGGCCAUCAACGUCAGCUACUGCCCCCUCGUCGGGGACAGGGGCCUGGGAUACCUGGUCUCCAGGGCGGGCAGCCAGCUGAAACGGAUCGAGGUCUGGGGCUGCGCCCAGCUGACGGACGAGUUCUUCGACGGGCACGACCGCGUCCGGGACGGGACGCUCGAAAUCAUCGGGGCCUGGAUGAAAAAGAGCGGCACGAGAAGCCUGCGGUGAAGACGAAACGACGGAGAAUGGGAGGGUUCCCGGCCGGGGAGACCCCGGUUCCGAGUCCAAGCAGGAAGGGCACCGGGCCGCGGGUGCUGUUGCAAAGACGGACAUCCAUCCUCCGGUCCGAUGAAAAGGUUUGCACCGCAUCGGCGAAGCACGUGCUGCUUCCAACCAACCUAGCUAGCAUCCGAUACUACAGUGAUUUCGAUUUCGGCAUUGAAAACAAUAUUGUUGAUGGCCGGGGAAUCGAAUCGAUUGGAUUAGCUGAAUAGAUACACAAGGAUUUCUGUACUCUAUAUUUUUACAACUCUUCGUCAUCGCUUUGCUCCGUGUCAUUCUGAGCACCUGUUUCGGUAUUCUCGCUGUCUUCCUCUUCGUCGAUGAACGGCACCAGAGUCCACUUCAAUACAGCACCUUCGUUGGAGCACCGCGUCGUCAUGAGUUGCUGACCCAACCAGUAGAGCAGAGAAGGAUAGUCGCCAUCGCCCUCCACAGCGCCAUCGCCCUCUUCGAGUGCUUCCAGAUCUUCGUCGAGUUCCUCGUAACUCGAGAAAAAUUCUUCUCUUUCCCCAAACCAAUCGUCUUCGUCUUUUUCACCUCGUCUUGCAACACCCAGACACAUGUAAGGCUCUUGUUCUCUCCCGGUGGCAUUUAUCCUGUUUUGUGUAUAUAGUGGAAUUACGGUGUGGAUGGUACCCGAAGGAACAUUCUCCCCGUUGCCAAAGGAAAGAUAUUGAUUCCAGCGUUUUGUACAUGGAUAAACAUGAAGGGGUCCGCCUGGCUGGUUAUCCAACGACUCACCAUCCAGGCAUCUUCCAGCCCGGAGACCAUCCAUCAUAGUAAGAGUACACUUUGGGCCAGUUGGCAUGAACGAUCCAGGUGUGACCUCGACUAUACCAGAAUCACUUUUUAAAAAACAACUGUUAGAUAUUCAUACCUCAAAAACAAGAACACACGAAUUAUGGUGUCACGAAUGCUCAAAACACUGUCAUCAUGUCAUACUCACAGGCGUUGCAGGCUCCCAUUGGAACUACAGGGUCCGAUAGACCAUCUCGUGUGACUCUGCACUUCAUCUAAAAUCACAGCACCGGUCUCCCAAUUAUUGGCCAAUGUCGGGACUACUUCCUCGUGGAAACAGGGUACCAGACGCACCUUAUUGAAGUUUUCUCCCAGACCUAGACAUAGAGGCAUGGAGGAAUUUAUUGUCUCCGUUGCAACAAUCAGUGUCCCGUGACCUUCUAGCCUCAUGUUUUCUUCUGUUUUUUCCCUGCCGCCAUAAAUUGUUGAAUCAUCGGUACCGGUGACGUUUGGCGAAACGAGCUUAGCUUCCUCGAUUUUUCUUGACGCAUCGAUGGCGUCCUUCACCUUAGCGUCGUACGAAUCGUCAAAUUUGCGAGCAAACAAGUCGCCAGAGAGCUCUAGCACAUCUAAAUAAUCCAAACCAAGGGUG
This is a messenger RNA of Pseudo-nitzschia multistriata, 3553 nucleotides long. The record is from the annotation of a GenBank genome assembly. Lineage: Eukaryota; Bacillariophyta; Bacillariophyceae; Bacillariales; Bacillariaceae.